AUGCUGCGCGUCCGUGCCCAGGUUGUCCCUGCAAACAGGGCUAAAAUCGCUGUCACCACGGGCAGACGCAGCUUUGGCGCGUCCGCCGCCCGACGCGAGCAGCACCUCGUCAUCCUCGGCUCAGGAUGGGGCGGGUACGAGCUCCUGCGCAAGGUUGACAAGAAACGAUGGAACGUGACAAUUGUCUCCCCGAACAACUACUUCAACUUCACACCCCUACUGGCGAGCUGUGCCGUCGGCACGCUCGAAUUCCGCUCAGCCGUUGAGCCUGUCCGGAGAUACACUCCUCAGGUGCACGCGUACCAGGCCUGGUGCGACUCGAUCGAUUUCAAGCACAAGACCCUCACAUGCAUGCCCGCGACACCGCCGCUGCCAUACCCCUCGCGUGGCGGCGAGACCCCAAAGCCCGACCCCGGCACCAGCGCGACGUUGCAGGUCGCGCCCGGCAAUCGCGGCACGCAGCAAUACGAGCUCAAGUACGACAAGCUCGUGAUCGCCGUCGGCGCGUACAACCGCACGUUCUUCAUUCCGGGCGUGAAGGAGCAUGCACACUUCCUCAAGGACAUCCGCGACGCGCGCGCGAUCCGGGCGCGGAUUCUCGAAUGCUUCGAGCAGGCGAACCAGCCGACGAUCACGGACGACGACCGGCGCAAGCUGCUGCACUUCUGCAUCGUCGGGGGCGGGCCGACGGGUGUCGAGUUUGCAGCGGAGCUGCACGACUUGCUGCACGCGGAGAUCAAGCAGUCCUACCCGAGCCUUGCGCGGAUGGCCAAAAUCUCGCUGUACGACGUCGCGCCGCGGAUCCUCGGCAGCUUCGACGUCGGGCUGCAAGACUGGGCGACGAAGAAGUUCACGCGCGAGGGCAUCAAUAUUCUGACGCAGCACCAUGUUGACAGGGUUGAGUCGGGCAAGAUGUACGUCAAGGAGCAAGGGGAAGUACACUUCGGUCUGCUCGUGUGGAGCACGGGUCUCGCGCCAAACCCUCUUGUGCAAAACCUCACGGAGGCUGAGAAGGACCCCAAGACCGCUAGCAUCCUCACCGACGAGCACCUGAACGUCCUCAUGAAGGACACGGGAGCGCCGAACCCGGACGUCUGGGCGAUCGGCGACGCCGCCAUCAUCAAGGGCAACCCGCUGCCCGCCACAGCCCAAGGCGAGCUUCCAUCUCCUGCGCAGUACCUGCGCAAGAAGCUGAACCGGCUCGUGCGGGACCGCGCGGCGCCGGAGCCGUUCGCGUUCCACAACGCGGGGAGCCUGGCGUACCUGGGCGACUGGCAGGCGGUGUACGACCGCUCGCACGCGGAGAGCGGGCCGAAGACGAUGGAGACAGGGCGCGUGGCGUGGCUGCUGUGGCGCUCGGCGUACUUCACGAUGACGCUGAGCCUGAAGAACAAGGCUGUGAUGCGCAGGUUCAUGAACUGGAUAUUCGGCCGCGACCUCAGUCGGUUCUGA
Molecule: messenger RNA, 1452 nt
Organism: Postia placenta MAD-698-R-SB12
Lineage: Eukaryota; Fungi; Basidiomycota; Agaricomycetes; Polyporales; Adustoporiaceae
Exons: 14
Coding region: 1-1452 (483 amino acids)
Molecular function (GO): NADH dehydrogenase activity
Source: RefSeq, a predicted model, not a curated record